This is a messenger RNA of Neofelis nebulosa (Clouded leopard), 3220 nucleotides long. RefSeq lists its product as uncharacterized. The coding region runs from base 2859 to 2993 and encodes 44 amino acids. NCBI's taxonomy places the organism in Eukaryota, Metazoa, Chordata, Mammalia, Carnivora, Felidae. The record is from RefSeq and is a predicted model, not a curated record. The transcript has 2 exons.
ACUACUUUAUACCUUCCAGCCCCAGCUGUUGUCAGCUUCAGCUGCCUUAGAGAAUGAAAUCCACCUUGCCUCUCAAUGUUUUUGGCUCAUGGGAUUCAAUUCAAGUCUGGUCAGGUCUCCUUGGCUGGGGUUUUUGUCCUAUGAACAGAUACUCAGUUGUGUCUCCUGUGUCUGCAUUCACUCGUGACUCUGUACUUGGCUUGCUCAGAGCAUAGUUAGGUCAGCUCCCAAAAUGCAUUUAGCAGAAGACUUCAAAACAUCAAUUGCUUCAUUUGUAUGCAAAUAGAAAGUGGGGGAUAAUUAUAUAUUAUCCGCCUUUGUGUAAGUUCACUUAAUACUUGAAGCAGCCUUUGUCUCCAAGGAGUAUGCCCUUACUGAGAAAGGGUAGGUGAAUGGUACAUUUAUUCCUGGAGAGGGCGGAUUGUUUACAUCAUGUCUGGACUUUUGUCUAGUUAGGCAGACAGUUCUGCUACACCAGCAACUCCAUAAAAAAGAAGUCUGCAUAGAUAAGUAUACAUAAGCACUGUUCUGUGUCUUACUGUACACUUUUGAAUUGUAGCCAACAGGGAAGCAUUUGUAGUUGAACUGUAGAGCAAGAGAAUCCAGGCAUGCUGAGAGAGACUGGGGACGGAUCUUUUGGUUUCUUGGUGCAUAUAAAAGUUAUGUUUACACCGUACUGUAGUCUCUCCAGUGCGCCGUAGCAUUGUGUCUAAAAAGAUACAUAAUUCUCAAUUUAAAAAUAUUACUAAAAAAUGCUAGCCAUCAUCUGAGCUUUCAGUGGGUUAUGACCACAGAUCACCAUAACAAAUAUAAUAAUGGUGGAAAAGUUUGCGAUGUCACGAGAACUACCAAAAUGCGACACGGAGACACACUUGAUCUUAGCCAAAAGGCCGAGAAGCGAUGACACGGAGACGUAAAGGAAGCAAAUGCUAUUGGAAAAAUGGCGCUGGCAGACCUGCGCAAUGCAAGGCCGCCACAAACCUUCAGUUGUUUAAAAAAAAAGAAAAAAGCCCACCGUGUCUCCAAAGCACAUCGAAAUGAGGUGUGUCUGGGCACCUGGGCGGCUCAGUCGGUUAAGCAUCUGACUCUUGAUCUCGGCUCGGGUCGUGAUCUCACAGUCUGUGAGUCUGAGCCGCGCCUGAGGCCCUGCGCUAGCGCUGCAGAGACCGCUUGGGAUUCUCGCUCUCUCUGUCUCUCUCUCUGACCCUCCCUGCUCGCUCUUGCGCUCUCAAAAAAUAAAAUUUUUUUGAAGACUGGCAUAUCGCCACGAGGAAGUAUUUGUAUUCAGCAGAAAUUCAAGAAGAAAUACUUUUUAAAAAAAAUACCAAACGCACUGAGUGUCUAAAGCAGACUGAAAGAGAGGCUGUGGUCAAGAUGGCAAGGCAUAGAAAUGCAGCAUCACGCGAACUGAAUCACGGAGAGACUGAAUUAUACUCUACAGCCAGAUGUAUUAUACUCGUAUAGUUUGAGGACCUCCUGUAGAAAAUAGAGGAUGCUUUUCUGUCAACCAGUGAUCUAAAACAAAAAGGCAGUAUGUCCACUUUCUCGGUGGGUCUUACUUCUAAAUGAAUGCAUGUGAAUUUCAAGCCACAUAAUGUUUCUUCGCUUCCGUUACUUCGUGGUGACCAGAGUCUGCAGAGGCUAGAAUACUUAACUGCUCUGAGACGUCCAUUUGAAGGACAGGAGAGUGUAAGGAGACAGAGCUGAGCCUGCUCUCCUAGCCUCUCUUUUUCAUCUGUUGCUGUGGUGUGGGGUGAGGGCAUAAACCUUAGCCAUACUUUCUUUCCUGUCACUAGGCAGGACACAGAAGCCCUUCAGAUGACCAAUGCUCUGGGGGAGCAGUUACUACUCGCUGGCUUCCUGGGCAGCUUGAUAAUGUUCUGCUCCUGUUUUCAGCCAGGCUGCGGCCGGGGCAGUGAUUUGAUAAUAACAGACCCUGAUUAAAUUAAGGAGCCAUUUGCUUGUGGAUGAUGAUGUUGAUAAAAGGGUUGAUGUCCACACACUCAUCUAUUUUUAAAGGUCAAAAAACAGUCUCUAAUCACAAACUACAGCAAAAAGCAAAAUAAUCCGAAACAGUAUAAAGUUUGUGCUUUCCCUUCGUUGUCCAUCUGGGAAAGGGUCUGUUAUUUGCUGACAUCCUUACUGGCUGUUUUUGCAUCACAUUUGGAGUUGAAAUUAGAAGUAGGCUCGUUGGGAAGGUGACUGUAUCUCAUCUCUAAACUGCUAAACUCUGUAACUUACAAUCGAGCACUCAGGGGCUCUUGGUUGUCUAAGCUCCUGUUUCUCACAUACAUGCAUGCUCGCACUUACGUGUGUUUUCAGACAACAGCUUUUGCUUUAGGUGGAAAGUUGUAAGUGAAAGUUGUAUAUCGGUUCUUCUACUCUGAGACACAGAGUAGGACGGGGUUCCUCUCGAUGUUGGUCAGAAAAGGAUUUGCACUAUAUCCCACCCGCGGUGUUUAGAAAAGCAAGACAAGAAGGGACAUGAAAAAUCCCCUCGUGUACCACUUGCUCAGCCCAUCUGAUUCGGGAGCUUUGCAGGCAUCGUUAGAGCCCUGUGGGCUGUGGCCGUGAAAUGGGCGGAGGGCAGGCAGGGUUGCCAGUGCCCCGCCUGGCCUGAGACGGGCCGUGCGCAGCUCCCUGAUUGCUCAGGGACCACGGGGAGACUCUGAUUGGUCUCUAGACCACACCUAGUUGGUGAGCGCAGCUGCUGCCUGAAUAUCCCACAGCUCUGCCGAGGCCACUGGAGUACGCACACGCCUACCUUUAGACACCAGACCGGGAGAGGAACCGUGGAGCUGCUGCAGUGGAGGAGUUGUGGAAACUUUGCUGAGUCCUCGGGCCUCCCGCUCCCUGCGAUGCCGGCCUCGUCCACCAUCCACGUGCUGCAGCUGCUGCGGGAGCUGCUGGCCUUCGUGCUCCUCAGCUACACGGUGCUCAUCGGAGCGCUGCUGCUGGCCGGCUGGACCACCUACUUCCUGGUGCUGAAGUGACAGCGCCCGCAGCCCCGCCCCCCGCCCCGCCCGCCUCGUGCCAGCCCCCAGCGGCCGGAGCCACCGCGCGCUGCUCCUCCUCCUGCCGGACACAUUCCACCCCCCGACGGAAGAACUCUGCGCCUGGCGCUCGGGCCCCGGCUGCCUCUCGAGGCAGGGCCUCGCCCGGGUAGGUAUCCAACUUCCUCUCACGACGGCCGACUCCGCUCCGCCCGCUCAGCCCCAGG